Maniola jurtina (meadow brown) is the source of this 1842-nucleotide messenger RNA. Its product is annotated as zinc finger and BTB domain-containing protein 41-like. The record is from RefSeq and is a predicted model, not a curated record. Gene Ontology annotation, molecular function: zinc ion binding; DNA-binding transcription factor activity, RNA polymerase II-specific; RNA polymerase II cis-regulatory region sequence-specific DNA binding. The transcript has 5 exons. Gene Ontology annotation, cellular component: nucleus. Bases 64 to 1734 code for a protein of 556 amino acids. Lineage: Eukaryota; Metazoa; Arthropoda; Insecta; Lepidoptera; Nymphalidae. Gene Ontology annotation, biological process: regulation of transcription by RNA polymerase II.
AACAAAUCAAAACAAAACAAAAAUAAAAUUUGCAAAUAGUCAAUUAAAAAUUAAUUAAUAACAAUGGAAAACAGAGAUAUUAGUCCCUGCUACGGUAGAUGCAGGUUCUGUUCGUCAAAAGGCCAUCAUAAAGAUAUCAUGAAGGAAUACAAAUGUGAUGGUGAUCGCGAGGUUUACUACGAGUUGUUUCAAGAAUGUUUUAAUUUAUACUUGUGCACAAACUCAGCCAGUAGUACUCUCAUUUGCUCCUCAUGUGUGGGCAGGUUGAAGGACGCGAGCAGCUUUCGUGCGAUGGUGGUUGAGUCGGAGAAACUACUGAUGAACACACAUGUUGAUGGGCAGCUGUUCAUUGACAUGGGCGAAGCACCCUUGGAGGUAGAUGUGAAAGUAGAAAACGUCUCGGGAGUCAAAGAGGAACUUAUCGACAUGUGUACAGAUAUGGAUGAAGACAGCAACGAAUUUGAUGAUCUCUUGGAGACCAAAUCAGAAAGUGAAUUGGUAGAAGGAGAGGCUAAACUGCUUGCGCGGUUUACGUCCGACAUUUUGAAACCCCUCCCAACGAAAAAGGCGCUCGAAAAUGAACAGUUUUUCAAAGAACUUGAUUUAUUGAAAGGUAGAAUAAUAACAGCAGAUUCGAUAAGGAAACUAAUCGAUCCAACUCCCAAAAGGAUGCAGCCAAAGAUAUACAUAACAGAAAAAGUGGCUCAUGUCAUCAACAUAUCAACUAUUCUAGAACAUUCGAACCUAACACCUUUCAAGACCAAGCGAAGAUUGGGAUUCCCUUGCCUUUACUGCAGUAGACUCUGUGAGAGCUUUGACCAACUCCACGAUCAUCAAAAAACAGAAAAGUGCAGAAAAAAUAUCAAAAGGAUACUAAACAAAACCCCCAUAGAAACUUUAGUAGUUUACGCGUACGUAUCAGAUAUUAGAUGUACGAUUUGUGAACAAAAAUUACCCAACUUAAACGAACUGAAGUUACAUUUGAACAGAAUACACAAAAAGAAAUUGUACCCGGAAUACGGGGAUAGAAUUAUUAUAUUCAAACUCACUAAACUUAAUGAGUACGAGUGUUUCAACUGCGGGUGUAAUUUCGAAAAUUUUGGAGCUAUUGAGAGACAUAUGAACGUGCAUUACAGGAACUAUGUAUGCGACCAAUGCGGUGCCGGCUAUGUGACAAAGAAUAGGUUGAGAGUACAUUUGAAAUGCUCGCAUAUUCGGGGUACGUUCCCAUGCGAUACAUGUAAAAAAGUUUUUGACACUCGAUACAAGUACAAGUCUCACGUUGAUUCUGUCCAUAAAAUGAUUAAGAAGAACAAAUGUCCGAAAUGUCCUGAACGUUUUGCGGAUUAUUUCCAUCGAAAUAAACAUAUGGUGGACGCCCAUGGGGAUCCUCCUUUGAGAUAUAAAUGCAACGUGUGUGAUACUUUGUUCAAACGAAGAUACGCCUUAUCAUGUCAUAUGAAACGUAGACAUUUAGAAGAUAAAAGCGUUCAGUGUGGUUUAUGUGAAUAUAAAUGUUAUACGGGUCCAGAAUUAAAAGUUCAUAUGGUCAAACAUAACGGUGAAAGGACGUAUGAAUGUCUGGUUUGUAAGAAAUCGUACGCUCGUAAGAAAACUUUGAAGGAACAUAUGCGGAUACAUAACAACGAUAAGAGGUUUGUGUGUGUGGUGUGCGGGCAGGCUUUUGUGCAGAAUUGCAGCUUGAAAGGCCAUAUGAAGGCGCAUCAUUUAUAGAAGCCACCUGAAAUUAGUCACACAGGGUAUACCUUGUUCAUCGCUAUUGAUAGCUCAACGGUUGAGGAGCGGACUGAAAUCCGAAACGUCGGCGGUUCAAACCCCUUC